Mesocricetus auratus (golden hamster) is the source of this 3368-nucleotide messenger RNA. RefSeq names its product scaffold attachment factor B2 (gene Safb2). The coding region runs from base 144 to 3209 and encodes 1021 amino acids. Lineage: Eukaryota; Metazoa; Chordata; Mammalia; Rodentia; Cricetidae. Gene Ontology annotation, cellular component: nucleus. Gene Ontology annotation, biological process: regulation of transcription by RNA polymerase II; regulation of mRNA processing; regulation of androgen receptor signaling pathway. The record is from RefSeq and is a predicted model, not a curated record. The transcript is spliced from 20 exons. Gene Ontology annotation, molecular function: RNA binding; sequence-specific DNA binding.
GCCUGCGCAGCCGCAAAGGGAGGCGGGAGGAAGCGGGUGCGUUUUCCUCUUAGGCGGCGCCAUUUUGUGCCCGAAGCCCUCCGGCUGUGGGCUGUGUGUGUGCAUGAGGUUUCUGUGCGGGCGGCGAGGUCGCGGAAGCGAGGAUGGCGGAACCUGUGACCGGGUCGGGCGACCCCGGCUCUGGUCCCGUCGCCUCAGAAACCGGAACGCGGCGGCUCAGCGACCUGCGGGUGAUCGACCUGCGGGCGGAGCUGAAGAAGCGGAACCUGGAUACGGGCGGCAACAAGAGCGUGCUGAUGGAGCGGCUCAAGAAGGCAGUUAAGGAGGAAGGACAAGAGCAGGAGACGGGCAUCAGCUGGGCAGCUGCAAGCAAGAAGGCCGUAAAAAGAAGCGCCAAAGGACUCAAGAUGGAGGAGGAGGGAAGCGAGGACAACGGCCUGGAAGAAGAUUCCAGAGAUGGGCAGGAGGACGGGGUUGUGACUCUGCAGAGCUCAAAGGACAGGGACAGCAUGGACACAGGUGUGCCAGAUGGGACGGAGGCUGAGGACCUCAGUGAGCCCUGCCUGGGGGAGGGCAACACCAACGACAGCGUUCUUCAUGUCUUCAGUGACAGUAAAGAGUACGUGGCCGCGCAGCUGGGACAGCUUCCAGCUCAACUCCUGGAGCAUGCUGUGAAUGAGAAUGUCUUUAAGACUCUGGAAGCUUCUGUGUCAGACUUCAAAGCAACUUUGGCUGUUGAAGGAGCCCCCUUGGAACCAGAAAAUGAGAAAAUACUCGACAUUUUGGGGGAAACUUGUAAAUCUGAGCCAGUAAAAGAAGAAGGUUCGGAGCUGGAGCAGCCCUUUGCCCAGGCCACGAGUAGCGUGGGGCCAGACAGGAAGCUGGCGGAGGAAGAGGACCUAUUUGAGAGCUGCGGCCACCCGGAAGAGGAAGAAGAGGAAGAGCAGGAAGAGGAGCAAGAGGAAGAGGGAGAUUUAGCUUUGGUCCGCAACAGCGAGCCUGAGUCUCCGAGCACUCGGUGUCAGUGGAGCGAGGCAGACGCCCCGUUAGCAGUAGUGAAAAGGGACCUGGUGAAGGUGACGAACCAAGGUGCCAAGCACAGGUGGAGGUGCAAGGAGGCUCGACUGCGCCGGGCGCCUGCAAAGCUGGCAGGCGGAGGCCCCGGGAUGGACCGUGAACCUGUAGGGCUAGAGGAGCCAGUUGAGCAGGGUAGUACAGCUGCCCAGCUCGAGGAGGCCACCAGCCAGGAGCUGGUGAGAGCGCCCACAGCACCCCUGAGCCCUGAACCCCAAGAUAGCAAAGACGACGUGAAGAAGUUUGCUUUUGACGCUUGUAAUGACGUCCCUGCAGCUCCUAAAGAGUCCUCAGCCAGUGAGGGCGCUGAUCAGAAAAUGAGCUCUGUUAAGGAAGAACAGGAUAUAAAGCCAGUCAUUAAAGACGAGAAAGGCCAUGCCAGCUGUACCUCGGGAAGGAACCUGUGGGUCAGCGGGCUGUCCUCCAGCACACGUGCUGCUGACCUCAAGAGCCUCUUCAGCAAGCACGGGAAGGUCGUCGGGGCCAAGGUGGUCACCAACGCCCGAAGUCCUGGGGCUCGGUGCUAUGGAUUUGUGACCAUGUCCAUGUCAGAUGAGGCUACCAAAUGCAUCAGCCACUUGCACAGAACGGAACUGCACGGAAGGAUGAUCUCCGUGGAGAAGGCUAAAAACGAGCCCUCCGGGAAGAAGUCGGCAGACAGGAGAGCUUGUGACCUGAAGGAGAAGGUGCCAGGGCUGGACAGGCCUCACCCUGUGGAGAUCAAGACGGAGAAAACUGUGAUCAAGAAGGAAGAGAAGCUGGAAAGAAAGGAGGAAAAAAGGCCGGAAGACAUCAAGAAGGAGAAGGAUCAAGAUGAGCUCACACCGGGAGCUGCCAGUCGGUCUCGAGUCGCCAAACCCGGAAGCAGAGGCACGGAGCGCACAGUCGUGAUGGACAAGUCCAAGGGUGAGCCCGUCAUCAGCGUGAAGGCUGCAAGCAGGUCAAAGGACAGAAGCUCUAAAAGUCAAGACCGCAAGUCGGAGGGUCGGGAGAAGAGAGACAUCCUGUCAUUCGAUAAGAUCAAGGAACAGAGGGAACGCGAGCGCCAGAGGCAGCGGGAACGAGAGAUCCGGGAGACAGAGCGGCGACGGGAGCGGGAGCAGCGCGAGCGGGAGCAGCGGCUGGACGCCUUCCAGGAACGGCGAGAGAAGGCGCGAGUGCAGAGGGAACGGAUACAGCUCCAGUGCCAGCGGCAGCGGCUGGAGCGGGAGCGACUGGAGAGGGAGCGACUGGAGCGGGAGCGCAUGCGUGUGGAGCGUGAAAGGCGCAAGGAGCAGCAGCGCAUUAUGCGUGAGCGUGAGGAGCUGCGGAGGCAGCAAGAGCAGCUGCGGGCUGAGCAGGAGCGUCGGGCACUGCGCAGACCCUAUGACCUGGAUGCCCGCAGGAGAGAGGACAGCUACUGGCCUGAAGGGAAGCGUGCAGCCAUGGAGGACAGGUACCGAGACUUCCCACGGCCGGAUCACCGCUUCCAUGACUUCGACCACCGGGAGCAUGGCCACUACCAGGAACAUGCCAUAAGCAGGUCAGCUGCUCCCCUGGGUCACCAGGUGUGUGACGGGAGAGAGGGGCCCAGACCAGGGAUGGAGGAGCGUCAUGAGCAGCACUACCUAGAUGAGCACCACAGCCGUGGCGGCUCCCUCGAGUACCAUGGUUGGGACUCCCGAGACAGCUGGCGUGGCUACGGUUCUGACAAGAAGGUGAAUGAAGGCCAAGGGCUGCCCCCUCCCCCCAGGGUCGGCAGAGAAUGGGAAGAGCACAACUCACGGCUGGAGGAGCAGCGGCUUCCCGCCUGGCACAGCGCUGUGGACGCAAACGCGACGGGCCAUGAGCACAUACGCUGGCGAGGUACCAGGGGGCUGCAAGGGGCAGGUGAGCGCCAGGUCGACAGUGCAGGCAGAGUCCACAGAGCCGUCUCUACUGCAGGUGCUGAGCGGGGCCUUGCAGGGCCUGGGCAUGUGCACGUGCCAGCAGCCCGAGGUGGCGUGGCUGGGCAAAGCAGCUUUGCACACGGUGGACAUUCCCAGGGCCAUGUGGUGCCCGCUGCUGGACUAGAAGGUGGCGGCGUGACCAGCCAGGACCAGGGUGGCAGAGCCCUGCACCCCCACCUUCACCCCCACUUGAGCCGUCGCUACUGAGCCCUGCUCUGGACCAAACCCUGCUGCUGCAGUCUAGGCAGAGGCUGUGCCCAAGCCUGCUUGCACUGCGGCACCGCCGGCAGUUGCAGGUUCUGCCGGGUGUCGACGUGAACUCACUCUUACUAGUGUUUUUAAUAAACACGGAACUGUUGUGCCGUU